Molecule: messenger RNA, 375 nt
Organism: Suillus subalutaceus
Lineage: Eukaryota; Fungi; Basidiomycota; Agaricomycetes; Boletales; Suillaceae
Exons: 3
Coding region: 1-375 (124 amino acids)
Source: RefSeq, a predicted model, not a curated record
AUGGCUCACCGAACUUUUCAUCCCCUGGACCCACCUCUUCACACAACUGUUAAAGAUGAUCGCGGGUUCAUCCAUCAUAUUACCGGCAAGCUCCUGUGUCCUGCAGAGUAUAUUUGGUCUCUCAACUCCCAGGAUAGGACCAAAGAGAAGAUCAGAGACAGGGAUCCUGACUUCCUUGUCACAGCUUACUCUUGGCCGGCAUUCUUAUACACAGACUACACUUUUGACUCCAGCAACAUUGAAAAGGGGCUUUUCAUUCAGCUCUGCUUCUCAAAGCCUUCAAACAUCUAUUCACAUCUCCAUCUUCUGCCAAAGAAGUCAAAGGCGAUGGUGAUGGUCCUGGCGUCUGUCAUUUUUAUCAGGAGGACGCUUUGA